Austrofundulus limnaeus is the source of this 3102-nucleotide messenger RNA. RefSeq names its product TATA-box binding protein associated factor, RNA polymerase I subunit C (gene taf1c). NCBI's taxonomy places the organism in Eukaryota, Metazoa, Chordata, Actinopteri, Cyprinodontiformes, Rivulidae. Gene Ontology annotation, molecular function: RNA polymerase I core promoter sequence-specific DNA binding; protein binding. Gene Ontology annotation, biological process: transcription by RNA polymerase I. The record is from RefSeq and is a predicted model, not a curated record. Gene Ontology annotation, cellular component: fibrillar center.
UUCGCUCUUGGUUUUGAACGUGACUUCCGUUUCGCUGUGCUGACAGUCUGGCACGUGUUUGACGGGUCUUUCAAUACUUUAACUUUAUUUUCAUGGUUCUUUCGGACAGCAGAUUUCGUGUGGGUGCGGACACAGAGUUGUUGAAGUUGUUAAUCUGAUUUUUCAGUGUUCCUGGGAGGAGAAACGGGUAUUUUUAACUUAUUUUUAUGUUAGCAUAAGUAGCUAGCGGCACGAUCCGUGACUUGUUCCUAAUACAGCGACGUAGACACGCGUUUAAACGCCUGGUAAUUGUUUUYAAAUGCUUUAAAGAAAAGUUAAAUGGAUUACAAGUUCCCGCAGCGGCUGUUUCCUUCUUAUUACAACAACGGACCGCCGUCGGCUUCGGUCCAGAACAGCGAUGAAGCCACAGGAUGGGGCAGUUAUCACGGAGUUUUACCACAGUACAACCCCAGUUCUGUCCCCAAAUGGACGUUUAUGUCCAAACAUCAGGCUGGAGGACAGACCUGGAACCCGACAGAACCUGUGGUGAUCCCACUCCUCUCUCCUAAAAAAGCUUUUCUUUGUAAUCUGACUCCUCCAGAUCCACUGGAAUUCACAGAACAUAUGCAACACUUCUACCUGAACUACGGCCACGAUGCCUUCGGCUGCAUGAGUGACCUCCUGGGAGAACAUUUUUACUUUGGAUARGGGAAAAAACAUAAAGAGAAACAUCGUCGAGGUUCCGUCAACAUGUGGACAAUAAAAAACUUUCUUGAAAAGAUGAAAUAUAAAAUGUGUCACCAGAUGUUCGGCUCCUCCUCCCUCGCCUCGUACUGCGGCCUCCUGUCCGACGUGGUGCCGGACGUCCCGGCGGAGCUGCUGGGCUCUCUGCUGUACGAGGAGCUGACGGAGCAGCGGGACCGCCUCCUGUUCUCAGAGAAGACCACCGGCGGCGCUCUGGCCUUCGUCCCAUUCUCACAGAGCCGGGGCUGCCUGGUCUACCCCGCAGGAGCGGGUCUGGACCGCCUCAACUUCCAGCGGGCGGAGCUGCAGCAGCGCGGCGUGGAGCUGAGGGGCGGAGCUCCUCACAGCUUCCAGCUGAAGGCUCCCAUCAGGCAGAUCAGCCACAGCUCCCUGCUGCAGCACUGUUGCCUCGCCGUGCGCUCAGAUUACCGCUGCGGAGUCUGGAGGCUCAGCGACGCCGACGAGCCCCGCCUGCUGCAGGUGGUCCAAACCAGAGAGGCUGCGAGCUGCGUGAGCGUCAGUCCUCACGUCUUAGGGGAAGUCCUCGUGGCGAGCGAGGGCGGAGCCGUGAGCUUGUGGACCGUCGGCAGAAACCUGCAGAAGGUUCGAGUUGAAGAAACCAACCUGUACUUCAACGCCAAGUCCUCGUGGAGGUGGUGCGAGUUCUCUGCUCAUCCCCGAGUCUUUCUGUUCGCAGACCGGACCGGCGUGGAGCUCACCGACGCCAGGGUGGGCGAGGGUUCUGGCAUCACUCUGUUCAGUAUCAGCAGCAGCUCCGAGUGUCGCAGCGGAGAGAGACUCCUCCAGUCCAGGUACCUAGGCCACGCCCACUCCUUCCAUCACCUGGUCGCCACACAGCACUCCGCCUACAUCCUGGACGAGCGCUUCCCCUGUGUGCCCAUGCUCAAGUGGGACCACAUGAUGAAAGCCCCGCCCCUUUUCAGUCAGGUGGUCCCGGGCUGCGCGGGACCGGACACCGCCGGCGUCCUGCUCGGCUCGCAGAGUUCUCAGGAAGUCACCAUGCUUCAGUACUCAGGAGGACGGGCAGAGCCCUGCUGCAGCCUCGGUCCUCCUCAGGCCCUCCUCAGACCCAGAGACAGUCUCGGACACCUCCCGGUUCAGAUCCCUCACCGUCAGGAAGUCGCCGCCAACCGCCUCYGCUCACCUGCAGCAGGUCUGACCUGCAUCCGGAGGGAAACAGGAAGUGGACGGAGCGGCGAGGAGUGCGUCUGCGUCCUGCAGCUGACGGAGGCCGGAGACGUCUUCUAUCAGGUCCUCCAGCAGGACCACGAGGACCGGCCCGCCUCGGCGCUUCGGCUGCUCGCUUCGGACUCGCAGAGCGACGARGAGGUCAUCGGUCCGACUCAGGCCGCCGCGGUUCCUGAAACUCCAGAGCACCGCCACGUGGACUCUGAUUCGUCUGAGGGUUCUGGGGGGCGGGGCCGGCGCUUCAGACGGACGCAGCUGCAGGUGUUUGUUAACGACGACCCUGACGUAGUCACAGCCGGAGGAAACGAGUCUACAGCAGCCGAGGAAGAGGAGGGUGAAGGAGUCAGACGCUCCUGCAGGAGGAGCUGUGCUCCUGCGGCGCUCAGCAGCAGGACUCUGCUCACCUGGAAGGUGUGGCUGCAGAAACUGAUGAGGCGCAGCGGCCAGGAGAAGCUCGACUCGCAGCUCCUCGUGGUGAAGACCAAAGAGCUGCUGAAGGUUCAGAGAGCGAGAGGAGCCCAGGAGGAGGAGGAGGAGGAGCUGAGGAGGGAGCUCAGGUCCUGCAUGUCGAGUCGCUCGCUGCUGCUCCGCGGCGCCGCCUCAGACCCGGCGCCGCUGCCGAACAGUGUGGACGCAGCGGCAUGGAGAGACCCACUCAGCCAGCGCCUGAGUGCCGCCUGGCGGGGCGAGGAGGCCUGGAGGGCCUGGUGGGACCAGCACCUGGGCCUGGACAGGAAGUCCAAGACGGAGGCUCUGAGGAGGAAGAGGAGGAGGGAGAAGGAGGCGAGGCAGGCGGCCGGGAGGCAGCUGGAGCUGAGCGGCAGCUUCACCUCCUCCGUCAGCUACCAGGCCGAGCUGGACGACUUCUCCAGCUCCGGCUGGUCCUCAGCUGCCAGUCAGGGGGCGUGGUCUGACKUGGACCACGUGUCGGGGGACAACCAGACAAGUUCUCCCAAGAGUCUGGAGUCCUCCACACCGUCUAACAUCCUAAUGGACCCCCUGGUUCCCUCCCUGACCCCCUCCCUGACCCAAUCCCUGACCCCCGCCCUGCAGAAGGAUGUAAAAGACCACCCGGCUCCAUCAACAGAACUUCCUGAGACCUCACAGUCCAGUCUGAGGAGGACCAGACGUCCCCUCGCAGACUUCAUGGACUCUUUGGUCGAACCACAG